This is a messenger RNA of Pectinophora gossypiella (pink bollworm), 704 nucleotides long. RefSeq lists its product as uncharacterized. The transcript has 5 exons. NCBI's taxonomy places the organism in Eukaryota, Metazoa, Arthropoda, Insecta, Lepidoptera, Gelechiidae. Bases 75 to 704 code for a protein of 209 amino acids. The record is from RefSeq and is a predicted model, not a curated record.
GCCGCAACCACCAUUUAUAUAAAAUACGACAAGUGGACUAUUUCGUUAGAGUUGGAAUUGAACGUUGAACCGACAUGAUGAGAAUGGAUUACAAGCUGGCGACGGUGAUGCUGGGCGUGCUGCAGUUAGCUGCGGCGCUGCCAGCGCUAACGCUGCAGGACCUGGAGGUGGCGGAUGACACCAUGUCCGUGGGCUCCUACAUUCGGGAAGUUCGAGCCGCCGCGCCGCAGGAUUACCACAAAACUUACGAGAACGAGGGUGAUGGCGAAAUUGGAUACUCGCGCAAGAAGUCCGGCGGCGGCAAGAAGGGCUACCAGCACUUCGACUCGUACCACAAGAAGGCCGGAGACAACUAUGAGUUCGAGAAGCAGGACUCGUUCGGGUUGGACAAGGAGGACGAGUCCGGAGCACACUCCCACCCUCAGGAGCAAAGAGUGGAACGUCCUCAGGGGCAGAGCCGCAAGUACCGGGAGGCGGAGGUCCCGUAUGAAGACACCCCGGAGUACGAGAGAUACGAGGAAGAACCCGAGCAGCAUGAGAAGACCGCCAAGAAGAAGAAACACCAGAAAAAGGAAAAAGAACCACAUUACGAAGAGCUAAAAGAAGGUGCUAGCGACGGCAACGGCGGAGUAGAAGCAAGGGGACACGAUCCCCGCGACUACAUCCUUCCUGAGAAGUAUACUUGGGACGAAGAGGAGGCCUAG